AUGGACAGUAAAAGUACUUGUGUUUCGAUAGGCAAGUUUCCAUUUGAUUACACAGAAGAACAGGUACGAGACAUUGCAAGAUCAGUUGGACCAGUAUUAGAUGUAAAGUUAUUAUUUGAUGAAUUAACCGGUAAAUCCAAAGGAUAUGCCAUUAUAAAUUAUGGAGACAAUGAAACUGCAUCAUCCGCAGUACGUAACCUAAAUUACAUGACGUUACCAAAUGGUAGGUUUCUAAAAUGUUCCUUUGUCACAGAUUAUGACAUGUCAAGCAAAGAGUCAGUAAAGUUGCCACCUUUGCCACUUGGGAUACAAAUACAUCCUAAUCAAAAUGCAUCACAGGUUAUAUCUACUAUACUAUCGAAUAUUGAUCCCAAUUCAGCCUUGCAGAUAUUGAAGGAAAUAAAGAUUAUGAGUAUUGAUAACCCCAAGAGCACAAAGGUUUUAUUAGAACGGUUCCCUCAACUAAGUUUAGCUUUAGUGGAAUUAGGAUUACUUUCAAACACGACAAACCAAGAAUUAAUUGAAUUGACUUUAAACAAGAAACCUGUGGAUUUGACCGAGUUAUCUUUGGAUCACGUUAGAUUGUUGCAGUCAGUCGAGAAGCUAACGGACGAAGAAAUUGACGAGUUGGAUGAAAGUCAGCAGGAAAUAGUUAGGAAAGUAAAGGAGGAAAUAGCGAAAGGCACAUAUGGUGAAGUUCUGGCUGUCAAGGAAAGUGCCUGA
Molecule: messenger RNA, 723 nt
Organism: Candida dubliniensis CD36
Lineage: Eukaryota; Fungi; Ascomycota; Pichiomycetes; Serinales; Debaryomycetaceae
Exons: 1
Coding region: 1-723 (240 amino acids)
Cellular component (GO): mRNA cleavage and polyadenylation specificity factor complex
Molecular function (GO): mRNA binding
Source: RefSeq, a predicted model, not a curated record